Gymnogyps californianus (California condor) is the source of this 2830-nucleotide messenger RNA. RefSeq names its product ST6 beta-galactoside alpha-2,6-sialyltransferase 1 (gene ST6GAL1). The transcript has 7 exons. Lineage: Eukaryota; Metazoa; Chordata; Aves; Accipitriformes; Cathartidae. Bases 317 to 1564 code for a protein of 415 amino acids. Gene Ontology annotation, molecular function: sialyltransferase activity. The record is from RefSeq and is a predicted model, not a curated record.
AGCAUGAAGAAUUGCGUGCAGAGCACGGAUGUGCUCCGCAUGGUGGUAUCUCCUACAGAUCUUACCUGGCAAUCUGCUUCUGCCUGGAAGGGUUUGACAGGAACCACUGUGGAUAGCGAAGGAACCUGGAGAUGAAGGUGUUUCUUGAACUCUUCAGUGUGUCACAGAACUGUUGUGUUUUGGGAUAGCCUGCUUAACCUCUUGGAAGAAAAUCUGCCAACAGCCAAAAAUGACCUGAGCUGGAGAGCUGCUGCUUUAUCCCCAGGACCAGCUUCCUGCCCCGUGUUCAGUGUCCCAUUUGGAUGCACCGUACACUAUGGUUCACAUCAAUGUGUUGAAAAAAUUCAUGUGUGUUCUUGUGGUAGUACUGGUAGCGCUGACAGUUUGCUUGUGGAGAGAGACGAGAAGAAGCUACUACGUUCCUUUCAAGACGGAGAACAAUGAUUUGCAGGUUCACAGGACUUCAGAAAAAUGGAACCCGCUUAAAUCACAGGGCCUUUUCCGUGAAGCAGCUGGUGAAUUGGAUCAGAUACCCAAAACGUGGUUUGGUAACCACAACAAAGUAAAAGGCAGCACCUCUGGAACAGCCGAAAAGUCCAAGAAAGCAGCAGACUCUGUGAAGGUAUGGGAUAAGGACAGUUCAUCCAGAAAUCUCAUACCCAGGCUGCAGAAGGUCAGAAAAAACUACCUGUCUAUGAACAAGUACAAUGUGACUUACAAGGGGAAGAGGAAUGCGGUUAAACUCAGCCCAGAGAAGCUGCUCUGCCAGCUACGGGACAGGGUGAAUGUGACCAUGAUACAGGGAUCAGAUGGUCCUUUUGAUACCUCUGAAUGGCAGCAAUACCUACCAGGAAAAAGCCUCAAUGAAACAGUGGGCCGCCUGGGUCGCUGUGCUGUCGUGUCCUCAGCAGGGUCUCUGAAAUCAUCUCAUUUGGGACAAGAGAUAGACAGCCACGAUGCCAUCUUGCGAUUCAAUGGGGCUCCUAUCAAGGGGUUUCAAGAAGAUGUGGGGCAAAAGACAACAAUUCGUCUCGUGAACUCCCAGCUUGUAACUGUUGAGGAGCAGCAGUUCCUGAGGGAAGCGCUAUAUAACACUGGAAUCUUAAUUGUCUGGGAUCCAGCACCAUAUCAUGCAGAAAUUCAUGAGUGGUACAGAAAACCAGACUACAACUUUUUUGAAAGCUAUAAGUCAUAUCGUAGUACACAUCCAGAGCAGCCCUUCUAUAUCCUGAAUCCAAAAAUGCAGUGGCAACUCUGGGAUAUUCUGCAGGAGAAUUCCCUGGAGCAUAUUCAGCCUAAUCCACCAUCGUCAGGAAUGCUUGGCAUCGUGAUCAUGAUGACGCUCUGUGAUGAAGUGGACGUGUACGAAUUUCUCCCUUCCAAACGGCAGACGGACAUUUGCCACUAUUACCAGAAGUUUCACGACCGUGCCUGUACCAUGGGAGCUUACCAUCCCCUCCUGUUUGAGAAAAACUUGGUGAAGCAUAUAAACCAGGGCACAGACGAGGACAUCUAUACUCAUGGGAAAGUUACUUUGCCUGGCUUCCGAAACGUACAUUGCUAGCGGAUCGGUUUUUAGUGUGUUUAGGAAUUUUUCUUGACUGUCAAAGCACUUUUUAAAUCAGGGUUGUCAGAUUUGUUAGGUCUAAGCACUGGUGUGUUUUGACAGCUCUUCUGUGUUGCAACACUUGCUCUUAGGACUUCGUUGCCUAACUUCUCCUAACUGUAAGGCGGUGUUAAUACGUUGCGGUACAUCCACACGGUAUCUGCGUGAGCCACUGCAAUAAAUUUACUCCUGGUGGAGCCAGGCUCAUGCAGCAGGUGGAUAUCUCUGUCUUCAUCUCAACCGAUCAUGGUGUAUGGGAGGCGCAGGAGAUGCUUUCUAAGCAGACAUUGCACAAGUCAGGAUCAAAUGCUGAAUAUAGUUCGGUUUGCUUCAAAGGGAUUAUGACAGCCAAAAACCUGGUCCACUGAGAAACAAGAAAAAUAAUUUAAAACUUGUUCCUAUAGUCCUAGGAGCUCUUUGGAGCAGGGCUGGUUUAUGGAAACACUGUCAAAGCUGUGUACUGAUAACCUAAACUCCUAGUCCAAAAUAUUUGAUUUUAUAAACAGUUUGUAAAAUAACCAUGGCAGCUUCCUUUCAAAUUGUAAGACUUCUGAAACCAUUCAGGUGGCAUUUUUGGCAAAGGAAGAGGGAGGCAAUUCACAAUUCGGUGAUUCUUGCAAGGCUUUUUAAUCUUUUUACUUUUUUUUUUUAAUUGCUUAAAAUAAAUUUUAGUGAACAUUUACUUCUCCAGUACAGUGCUGUGCAUGGUACAGAAGAAGCCUUAUUUCAGAAACAUUUUGGGGAAGAUGCUCUGAGGCACAAAUGCAAGAACUCACUGGAAGUCGGUACCUCUUUCCAGCUGUCUGCUGGUCUACCUUUGCAAUUGUUGGCAAAUUACUUGCUGGCUUGUCUCUGGUAACAGAAAUACCACGUAGCUGCUGCUAGAUGAGUUCCAGUUUUCUGCAAGCUAACCAAGGUGGUCUCUCAGCUGCUGUGUGCUUUUUCUGAAUAGCUGAGGAGCAGAUGCAUCGCUUCCAUGUUUCAUGAGCAGUGGGGAGGGAGAGUGUGCUCUGCUUCUCAUGCUGAAACACAGGCAGAAUUGAGGAGGGCACCUUUUUUCUGCUCAAGGGGACUCUCCCAUGGCAGCACGGUGGAAGUAGUAGCUCUGCAAUCUCUGUACGUCAGCAAGAACACCUUCCCUGUCCUCUUCCGUACUGAUGUGUUUCAUGAUGUCUGUAAAGAAAGCGUUUUCUUCUCCUGUUUUGAAUAAAUCCUGUGAAGUCA